GAUCAAAUAUCAUUCACACCAUUGAUUCCAUUUCAGUCAAAAGCCAUAACAUUAAUUCAAUGAAUAGAAAAACUAUAUUUUAAACAUGCCACUAGGUGGUGGUGUUGGUAGUGUCCAACAACAAUAAUAUAACAUAAUGUAAGGAAACACCUCUAUCAUUGUGUAAAUAUAAGUAGUAUACUAUAUUGUGAUCAUCAUAUCAAGAACUAAACAGAAAUGGAGACUCAAGAUCAAAAGCUUUUGAGUGUAAAUUAUGGCGGUUCUCUCCCAAUCAAGUGUGUUCAAGAUCUCGCUUCAAAGAAUCAGACCGAAAUUCCACCUCGCUAUCUUCGGCCUGAAACUGAGCUCGAUCCUGUUUUAGUCAUAGAAUCAUUGGAGCUUCCAAUAAUUGAUAUGACCAAACUAAUUGGUGACAAUCAACAUCAGUGGCACCAUGAUGAAUUGGCAAAACUUCAUUUAGCUUGUAAAGAAUGGGGAUUCUUUCAGUUAAUCAAUCAUGAGGUUCAUGAGGAAAUCAUUGAAAAAGUGAAGAUUGACAUAGAAGAAUUCUCUAAACUGUCAUUAGUGACUAAAAAAGAUUAUGCACAGCAGCCAAAUGAUAUUGAAGGCUAUGGCCAAGCCUAUAUUCAGUUUGAAGAGCAAAAAAAGCUUGAUUGGGGUGAUGCAUUAUUCCUUAGAGCUCUUCCUGUAUCUCUUAGAAAUAUGAGAUAUUGGCCUACUCAACCUAUUUCUUUCAGAGAAAAUCUGGACAAAUACUCUAGGGAAGUGCAGAAAGUUGCAUUAUGUGUUUUGAAAUUCAUGUCUAGAAACUUGGGGCUAGAAUUAGACACACUUAGUAGCAAGUUUGAGGAUGGAAGACAAGCAAUUAGGAUAAAUUUCUACCCACCUUGUGUUGAAGCUAACAAAGUAAUGGGGCUCACUCCACAUUCUGAUGCCACUGGAUUGACUCUAUUACUCCAAGUGAAUGAUGUACAAGGUUUACAGAUCAACAAAAAUGGUAAAUGGAUACUUGUGAAACCUGUCCCAGGUGCAUUCAUAGUCAACAUUGGUGACAUCAUUGAGAUAAUGAGCAAUGGAGAAUACAAGAGCAUGGAGCACAGAGUUGUGGUGAACCCAAUGAAGCAACGUCUUUCUAUUGCUGCAUUUCAUGGUCCACAUGCUAAAGACAUUAUUGGGCCUUUACAAGAUUUAGUGACAAAGAGUAAGGCUAAGUAUAAAACUAUUAUUACAGAAGAUUAUCUUAAACUUGUGUUUAGGAAAAAGCUUGAUGGUAAGAGCCAACUAGAUUUUCUCAAGGAGUGAGUAGUAGUGGCUCAAAAAUACCAUGGCCUCUUCUUACUUUUUGUACUAUAAACACCACAAGUUGUUUAUCAAAUUUGUUUCAUGGUUUGA
This is a messenger RNA of Cannabis sativa, 1392 nucleotides long. RefSeq names its product S-norcoclaurine synthase 1. The record is from RefSeq and is a predicted model, not a curated record. The transcript is spliced from 4 exons. NCBI's taxonomy places the organism in Eukaryota, Viridiplantae, Streptophyta, Magnoliopsida, Rosales, Cannabaceae. Bases 217 to 1302 code for a protein of 361 amino acids.